GAAACAGACACAGUGAAUGAUUAGAAUUAACGGAUAAUAAAACCUUAUCCGACAGUCGCAGGUCUUGGAUGAAUGAGGCUUUAAAGGUCAGCAAAAAUUCUACUAACUCUCCGUCAAGAGCUAAAGACCCAAACUCGCAAUUCAAACAAUUUUCCCAUUUGUAAGAUGCAGAUGCCUACACCAAUCCGAGCUCCUACAUGGGUCUCAAGGCGAAGACAUUUCGAGCAGAAAUUAUGGGACUUAGACAAAUGCAGAGACAUUAACCAACUGAAGCAAAUGCAAGCAAUUGUAUACAAAUCCAAUCUUCAACAAGACCCUUUCAUUGCUCCCAAACUAAUUACCGCUUUUUCUCUUUGUCGCCAAAUGGGUUCUGCUUUAAAAGUCUUUAGUCAAGUUCCUGACCCUAAUGUGCAUUUGCACAAUGCUUUAAUCAGAGCUCAUAUUCACAACUUCAACCCAUCUCAAGCUUUUGCUACUUUCUUUUAUAUGCAGUGUGCUGGUAUUUUUCCUGAUAAUUUUACCUUUUCGUUUCUGUUAAAGGGCUGUUCGGGGAAGUGUUGGUUGAGUGUUGUGAGUAUGAUUCAUACCCAUGUUGUGAAAUGGGGUUUUGAGGAUGAUAUUUAUGUCCCUAAUUCGUUGAUUGAUGCGUAUUCUAAGUGUGGGGUAGUUGGUGUACGAGCUGCAGGUCAGUUGUUUCGAGGUAUGAAGGAGAGAGAUGUUGUUUCUUGGAAUUCUAUGAUUAGUGCGUUGUUGAAAGUGGGUGAUUUGAGCGAAGCGCGAAAGUUGUUCGAUGAAAUGCCUCAAAGAGACAGGGUUAGUUGGAAUACUAUGUUAGAUGGAUAUACUAAGACUGGGGAAAUGAUUGUGGCGUUUGAAUUGUUUAAAAAGAUGCCGUUGAGGGAUGUUGUGUCUUGGUCCACAAUGGUCUCGGGUUAUUGCAAAGUGGGGGAUUUGGAGAUGGCUCGAAUGUUGUUUGAUAAAAUGCCUUCCAAAAAUCUUGUAUCGUGGACGAUAAUGGUAUCAGGAUAUGCCGAAAAAGGCCUUGUAAAAGAGGCAAUUGGAUUGUAUAUGCGAAUGGAGGAGGCAGGUUUGAAGCUUGAUGUUGCGGCUAUUGUUAGCAUUCUAGCUGCCUGUGCAGAAUCAGGCAUGCUUAGUUUGGGUAAAAGAGUGCAUGAUUCCGUCGAGAGGAGUACGUACAGGUGUAGUACUCUGGUUUCUAAUGCCUUGAUUGAUAUGUAUGCCAAGUGUGGUUGCUUGCAUAAGGCUUAUAAUGUCUUUAACGGGCUGAAAAAGAGAGAUUUGGUUUCUUGGAAUGCGAUGAUUCAUGGGUUGGCUAUGCAUGGACGUGGAAAGAAGGCACUUGAGCUUUUCUUUAAGAUGAAGCAAGAAGGAUUUGCGCCUGAUAAAGUGACAUUAGUUGGUAUCUUGUGUGCGUGCAAUCAUACUGGUUUGGUGGAUGAGGGAAUAAUUUAUUUCUAUUCUAUGGAGAAAGAUUAUGGGGUAAUACCUGAAAUAGAACAUUAUGGUUGUCUUAUUGAUCUUUUAGGUCGUGGUGGCUAUAUUAAAGAAGCUUUCGAUCUUGCACGAAAGAUGCCACUUGAACCAAACGUUAAAAUUUGGGGUUCCCUUUUAGGGGCUUGCAGGAUGCAUAAAGCAGUUGAACUUGCGGAUGACGUGCUUAACCUCCUAGUUAAAUUAGAGCCGACAAAUGCUGGAAAACUUUCUGCACUGUCAAAUAUUUAUGCUGUGGCAGGAGACUGGAAUAAUGUUGCUAACAUAAGGUUGAUGAUGAAGAGCAUUGGCAGGCCAAAGCAAUCUGGUGCUAGCUUAUUAGCAUUGAAUGAUGAAUACCAUGAGUUCACAGUGAUGGACAAAUCUCACGUCAAAUCAGACAAGAUUUAUCAUAUGAUAGACGGAUUAAGUCAGCAUCUUAAAUUACUUCGUCCUGUUCCAAUGGGUUUUUGCGAUGAAUGAUUAGUUUCAUGAACAGAGAUGAGUCAUCUUAUAUCGGACCAGAUAUCAGAGAUUGAUGCAGUAAAUCAACACUUGUAAAUAUUUUCCCUAGAAAACUAUUAUGGAAUGACACAAACUGCCAUGAUGAGUAUGAGUCCUGAGAUCAAUCUCUCACAAAGCAGCAAUGGCACUUGAAAUAAAGAUGUGCAGUGCCAGGUAAAAUUUACUGUGGUUAAAACGGAUCAAACUCCGUUAAAGCAGGAAGAUGCUCCAAAAACAGUGAAACUUAUGGUUGAUCUUGAUCUAAAUUAUAUGGACCAUGUUGCUGCUUAAUUCUCUCAUUUCACUGAUGUCUUGUAGAAGCAGUGAUAAAUGUCCAUCUGUAGUUAGCACCUGCCUAAAAUAGAGUUAGGGAACGCAGCCUACCAAAUGGAGAUUGGAGCUUCACCUUUGAGGUGAUAUUGGGGAUUUAUGCUACUUCAAUAUUUCACAAAUGAUCAUCUAGAGCAGAUUGUCCAUCCGAUGGGGCAAGUCCUUUUGUAUAUGCAAUUAAGGUGAUAUGACAAGAAAAAGAUGCUUUCCUCUUCUGGCAAAGGCAAAUCAACCUGAACAGAUCAGUCUUUCAAAUCAUUCAGUCAGCUAGAAAUGCAACUGGUUAGGCUCGAUUUUCUAGCCUUCGUGGUGUAUAUAUAACCAAUGUCCUGUGGCAACCCCUGUGGUGUAUAUCUAUUUUCUGUGUUUUGCUUGGUUUGAGGGGAGAAAUAACUAAACAAGCCAUUUCAGCUGGAUUUGUGAUCCCAUGAUUAUGCACCCCGUUUGCAUACGUAUUGCUGAUCUUCUCAAUGAUACAGUUUCUUCCUUGUGCAGAAUAUUAUCUUUGCCUAACUAGUUAUCUUUCUAUGAACUGAAAUACUGAUUGAAGAACAACUCAAUUUCUUGUUGGAUUUGCUCUAUUGACUAUCAGGAAGUCAUGUA
This is a messenger RNA of Nicotiana tabacum (common tobacco), 2928 nucleotides long. RefSeq names its product pentatricopeptide repeat-containing protein At3g29230. Lineage: Eukaryota; Viridiplantae; Streptophyta; Magnoliopsida; Solanales; Solanaceae. The record is from RefSeq and is a predicted model, not a curated record. Gene Ontology annotation, molecular function: RNA binding; protein binding. Gene Ontology annotation, biological process: RNA modification.